ACACAGAACGCGAUCAAGUACAUCUUACCAUUUCACUAACGUGCACUCAAUCACCACUGCUUCAGAACCCCCCACCCGUGAGAUGAUCUGAUCAACAGAAUUUGCGGGCGAUCUUUUGCUGGUAGGUUUUGGUUAUUACUUUCACAGGUCCUCACCGCAUCGCCAUAGCCCCUCCAUUGUCUUAAUUGCAUUCAUAUCCGCACGAUCUGACGCUACUUUCUUUAUUAACAACCCCUCCGCCUACCUGUCCCUUACUCUCGCCUUUGAGCGACAAGACACCUCUUUGAUCUUCAGCUUUACUGAAUAGUCUACUAGUGCGACCGCAUAUCCCCCGAACGGCAUACGUGAUUGCGAUCGAUCGCAAUCGCAAGCGCAAUCCCUCCUUUACAAAAUUCACGAUCAAACAACCCCCAUAUACAAUGUUUCCUUCCAUGGCUCCUGGCAAUGGAACUGCGGGUCCUCGAAAGAAGGUAGCGACCUACGGGAAAGGUGCCAGAAAGCGAAUACCUCAAUACCAGGCGCCGGCGAAGGUUACGAAGGUGCAAACGUCAGAAACAGAAGCUGUACAAACGGAUGAGGCUGAGUCCUCCUCGCAGCCUUCCCCCAAGUCGCCCACAACAGUCACCUCGCCCGUAAAACGAAGUAUUUUCGACGUUCCUUCCAGCGACGAAGAGGGUUUUACAGCCCGGAGGCCGGAGAAGAAGAAGAAAACCCCCGCCGCGCGAGUCCCUAAGAAAAGUGCCCCGGAGACCCAAAAAGAGAAGGAAGAUGAGGGCAUGGCAAUUAUGCAAAGUAGGAAGAGAGUCAAGUUAUCUCCUGCGCCUGCACAUAUCUCAAAACAACCUUUGCGACAACUGCCAGUCACCAAGGCGCAAUCCAUGGUUGCUGUCGCAAAGAUGCCCCCGAAGGUGGUUCAGAAGGUGGUUCAGAAGGUGGCCGCCAAAGUUGCCCCAAAAGUAGCCACAAAAUCUACAUUACAAAAUUCAGCGGCAUCCUUCCCUGGAAGUGGGCAUACAACGUCCAUAGUUUCUAGACCAAGGCGAAAUGACCGCCAGAGCGAAAGAGAGGCUGCGAGGCCCGUCGCAAUCGCUAAUGGGAAGAAACUCGAGAAUAAAGCAGAGCCAAAGAUUCAACAGAAAGUUGAGAAGACGAAUAUAAACAAAUUACAGACGCCCAAGAAGACAGCGCCUCCACUCAGAAGAACUCCACAGCGCAAGAUAUCAUCUCCUGACUUCGCCGACAUAGAUAUGAUGGAUGUAGAUUUGCUCGCGACUCCAGGCUCUGGAAGGAGAAAACUAUCACCUAAGGGAUUGCAACUUUGGGACGGAUUACUAGAUUCUGCCAGUGAGCAGGUCGAAAGCCCAAUUGGAACAAAAGCGGCGUCAUCAGGUAUGGCCAGUUUGGGCUUGGGAGGUUCACCAGUUGUAUCCACUGGCCCAAAACAGACUGGUUCUAGAACGCAAAUGCCCCGUCGCCGAUUGAUCGAUUCUUUGGUAGCUCAAAUCCCCAAAGAGGACCUAGAAUCCGAAGACGAGGAUGAAUCAAUGGAUGACGAUGAUUCUUCUUCCGCAACCAAUUCUUCUAGAAGUCAGAGCCCUGCUCCAGAAGUCGUAAGUCAGCCAGCUUUACCAGCAGAUAGUCAGACGUUACAAUCUAGUCAAAUGACUGGUCCAAAGAUUACGUACAGCCGUCAACGUUCGAUGCUAGAAGAGGAAGAUAUCAUGCUGCAACUGUCUCAACCCUUGCCCGAUAUGCCCGAAGAUGGCCCCAAGGGACGACGCAGACUUCGUCGAGCUUCGAUGUCAAAGCUUCCAUUGCUUGCAAGCUUCCGUGAAGAAGACGACGACGGAGAAGGUGCGGGGGCUACGAUUCGCAGUGUGCAUGAGUUGAGAGCUGCAGGUGCCAGCACUCGAGUUCUGGAUGAGAUCCAGGAUCUCAUUGAUCGAAUUGGAAAACCGACUCCUACUCAGGUAUCGGGAAGAAGAGCCAGCCUUCUCGAACUAGCGAAACAGCUGAAGGAUAAGGCUUUUUCCCGUCACUUUUUCGCAGAGAGUACGCAAGAACGCCUAUUUUUAGGUCUUGGUCAGGAGACUGAUACCAUUGCUGGUUUCGUUCUGGUCUCUAUUCUCAUCACCGUCCUAGGCGAAGUUGACGUUCUCCCAUUUGUGCUUCAACUUCGUCGCCAGGGAAUUACUCGUCUCUUGAUUCGCCUAUUGGAUGUUCAAUCAAGCGUGGUCCUUGUGUCUAAGGAUCGUAAGAGCAACACCUCCAAAGUGGCCCAGAAGAUGAUUUUAGACCACCAUGAAUAUGUUAAGGGUCUUGCAAUCUGGGAGCCUUUGGAACCAAAGUCCCUGUCACCUCGUACUCUUGCUUUGAAAUGUCUUGAGAUAAUGACCGAGCAGACCAGAGAAGCAAGGAGUGAGGCGGAAAUCUUCUCCAAAGAGUUGACAACCAGGCUUUUCACUAUUUUGAAGAGCGCGUCUGAUGAAAGAUCUUGGGGGUUUCCUGGGCAUCAGUCGAUUGAUUUUUAUCUUGCAUUGUCUGCACUGACAUCACACUCGACUAGAGCUCGAACCGUGCAAGACGAGAAAAUUUGGAUCACAAAUUUCCUACCGACUAUUUCAGACACAUUGAAGAUUGCUUUGUCUCAAUCUCUCCAAAGUCACGGACCGCUCCACACUUUGAUUUUCAGCUUGACGAUUAAUGUUACCAACAACAAUGCUAAGGCGUGUGAUGUGUUUGCCCAAAGUGCGCUCAUUCGUGAAAUGAGCAAAUACGUAGUAGCAAAGUUCCAGCAGAUUUCUGGUUUUAUGCUUCAGGCAGAUUCCGAAAUGGCAGUCAAUCAAUUGAUUCUUAUUCUGGCAUCAAUGAUUAACUUUGCAGAUCAAGAUUCCAAAGCUCGGGCAAGCAUGGACACAAGUCUGCUCGAAGAGGGCAUUGAUACGUUGGAAGAAAUGGUCACCAUUUGGGCCGGUAGCCAGGACAAAAUUUCCGAGGUAAGUACUAAUUUGGCUCUUUUUUCCCAUGGAAUAUACUAAUUGACCCGCAGGCAUCAUCAAUGGAAGAAACCGAAAAACUCAUCCCAUUCGGUUACCUUGGAGUCUUGCUUGGAUAUCUGGCAUUGGUGCCUGAGAUAUCCAAACGGAUUCGAAAGAAGCUUCCUGGCCAAUCACUUAGAUCCUUGAUUUCCUCUAUAGAAGAAUUUAUGAUGAGGCAUAGUGAGGUUGAUAGUCAGAUCCAGGAAGGUGAUAUGUUUGAGUCUGAAGAGUCGAAAAAUACACGGGUCGCGAUGACUAGAAAACUCGAAAAGCUGCUGGAGCAGUUGGGCACACGAUAGUGAAGUGUGGUUCCUGCGAGAGGAUCCGAUUUCACGAGUAACAUAUAGGAUGGCGUAUUUGAUUUUUUUAGAUAUCAAGUCGUUAGACGCUGGGGACUAGGGGACAGGUGAACAGGUGAGAAUUCAGGCGGGCAUGGUCCUGGAGCCAUACCAUGGAAUGCUUCUAGUGCCUUCAUGAGGGUAUUUCUUUUCGGUCUGCGAGCAUUAUACCCCCAAUGCAUGUAUUGAGUAUAAUGAUGGUUAUUGUAAUACUUUCAGCAGACAGAGAUGAAUACAAGUCUGUACGGAUACAUA
This is a messenger RNA of Hymenoscyphus albidus, 3631 nucleotides long. NCBI's taxonomy places the organism in Eukaryota, Fungi, Ascomycota, Leotiomycetes, Helotiales, Helotiaceae. The record is from the annotation of a GenBank genome assembly.